Molecule: messenger RNA, 1683 nt
Organism: Epinephelus moara (kelp grouper)
Lineage: Eukaryota; Metazoa; Chordata; Actinopteri; Perciformes; Serranidae
Product: CD209 antigen-like protein E
Exons: 6
Coding region: 44-712 (222 amino acids)
Biological process (GO): biological process involved in interspecies interaction between organisms
Cellular component (GO): external side of plasma membrane
Molecular function (GO): carbohydrate binding
Source: RefSeq, a predicted model, not a curated record
CAUUCACCAUCAUCAUUGUCACUUUCUAGUCAGUGGGUAAAUUAUGGCAAACUUUGUCCCUCAGGAUCAACCUGAAAUCACUAUGGACUAUGUAAAUAUACCUAAUUCAUCAGCCAGGAGCUCUAGUGAUGACGGUGAAGGGACUGCUGCAGUGCCUGGUAGAAGAAUGUACAGACUGGUUGGUGUGAGCUUUGGACUCCUGUUCAUCCUACAAGCGGCUCUCAACAUUUCCCUGCGUCUCUACAGCUCUGACAGUAAGACACCAGAUACAGAAGCCGGCUGCACAAACCUUAUUCAGGAGACUGCCAAGCUGAAGAGAGAACUGACUGACUUUGAUUACUAUUUGCAACAAGGAUGGGUGUAUUUCCGCCACAGUUUUUAUUUUGUUUCUACUACCACGAAAUCCUGGCAGGACAGCAGAGAUGACUGUCUGCAGAGAGGUGCAGACCUGGUGAUUAUCAACAGCAAAGAGGAACAGAAUUUCAUAGGAAAAUUCGGCAGGGUCUUGUGGAUUGGACUGACUGAGAGAGAAGCCAUGGGGAUGUGGAAAUGGGUGGAUGGGACGCCGCUGACCAAAGGCUACUGGAAGCCUGGGGAGCCAAAUGAUUUUUUGGGCAACACUGAAGACUGUGUAGAAAUGGAGGACAGCUGGAAUGAUAUACCGUGUAAAAAUCAAAACUUCUGGAUCUGUGAAAAGAUGAUGUCUUUAUAACUCAGCAUACGAAACCAUGGAGAGCUGAAAUUCACUUCAUGUUUGAUCUGGCAUAGGCGUUUCUAGCCCAUUUUUGGGGGUGCUGAAGCACUCCUAAAUUGGAUCCCAGCACCCCUAAAAUUUGAGAGAUUUUUUUUUUUUUUUUACUGUACGUCCUUUUUUAACAAGCUAGAAAAGUGUCAAAACCAUACAGUACUUGGUUGAAACGUAAUAUUUUAACAACAAAAAUACAGCAGCCCCCCCCCCUUGCCUCAAAAAUGGUUUGAUCCUCCCCAUCCCUCCCACCUUUCACCGACUUGGGCUCUGAGAGCUCUAUCUGCACAGAGCAAUGCGCUUCCUUCCAAAGUGGGUGAUAUGCAGUAGUGGUGUAAGUACCUGGCUGAAACCAGGAUAUGUGGCACAUUUCUUAACUUCUACCACUCAAUACCAACACAUUAUUAUCAUUACCAGUCCUCAUUUCUGCUGCAUUUAAUCGUAGGUCACUGUUUAUGUUGUUAGGUAGGAGUUAGCUGACGUUUUUUCUAGCUAGGAAACGUUACAGGUGGUCAGUACCACUGUCCUCUGUUUGAAUUGGAAUGAGAGAAGCUAGCUGUUGUGUCAUGUGCAUGUGUUAAUAUUAAAGCCAAGGUGCUACUGACUAGCUAACUGACUGGAUGCCCAUUAACAUUAUAACUCCUAUUGUGUGUAUUUAUUAUUAUUAUUUUGUAGAUUUCAAGCACUUUUCUUUUUUGAAGUGUAUUUUUAUUUAUGUAUUUGUAUUAUAUAAUACAGACAAGAAGGAAAAAGGCAGAGACAAACAUUGAAAAAGUCAAUUACUGUUAAUGUGUUAAUGUUACAUGUUGUGCAUUGCAUUUCAAAUAAAAGUCCAAAAAAUAAGUCCAAGGUCCAUUUUUGGUAUUUUUGGUACUCACUAUAGGGGGCUGGUUUACUCCAGAAACAUACAUACUGUUUAUGUGUAUGUUGAGGAGCUG